Messenger RNA from Vicia villosa (hairy vetch), 1848 nucleotides. RefSeq lists its product as uncharacterized. Bases 1 to 1848 code for a protein of 615 amino acids. The record is from RefSeq and is a predicted model, not a curated record. The transcript has a single exon. NCBI's taxonomy places the organism in Eukaryota, Viridiplantae, Streptophyta, Magnoliopsida, Fabales, Fabaceae.
AUGGACAAGUCUUGGAUUGCUAAGCUACAUAAUACAAACGAAUAUUUAAAUGGCUUGAAUAUAUUUUUAGACUUUGCUUUUAAGAAGGACCCUACAGUACGAUGUCCAUGUCCUGUAUGUGGGUUUUUAAAAUGGGAAACUAGAGACGUAGUUAAGGAUCACUUGCUUUGUAGACCAUUUCCCAAAAACUAUGUCAUAUGGGAUCUUCAUGGCGAGAAGCGACUGCCGGUUGCUUCAAGAAACGAAGAUAUUGUGCAAGAGAUGUUUUGCUUUGAAAAUCCAAUGGAAACUAUGAUCAAUGAUGCAUUUGGGAACCAUAGACCAACCACUAAUAUAGAUGAAUCACAACCAUUGGGUGGUCCUGAUAUAUUAAAUGAAGGGUUAAGGGAGGAGCAGAGUAGUUUUCGUGAGUUUAUCGAUGACGGAAAUCAGUCACUUUAUGAAGGAAGUAAGUACACAAAACUAGAAUUUUUAACUAAAUAUUAUCACAUAAAGGUUUUGUGUGGAUUAAGUGACAAAGCAAUGAAAAUGAUACUUGAUCUAUUGAGAGGCGCAUUUGAACAAGCAAAAUUCCCCCGUUCUUUUUAUGAGGCUAAGAAAACCAUUCAAAAACUUGGUCUUAAUUAUACAAAGAUAGAUGCAUGUCCAAAUGAUUGUAUGUUGAAUUUGGGAGAUGAAGAAAAGAACUUGGAAAUAUGCAAGCAUUAUGGAACAUCCAGAUGGAAUCCAAAUUAUAAAAAGAAGAAAGCAGCAAAGGUUCUUUGUUACUUUCCACUGAAACCAAGAUUACAAAGACUAUUCAUGUGUUCAAAAAUUGCAGAGCAUAUGAGAUGGCAUGCUUUGGAAAAUAAUAAGGAUGGGUUGAUGCGGCAUCCUAGGGAUGGUGAGGCAUGGAAUAAUUUUGAUUCGAUACAUCCUGAAUUUGCAUCUGAUCCAAGAAAUAUUCGCUUAGGACUUGCUAGUGAUGGUUUUAAUCCUUUUGGUAAGAUGAGUACUUCAUAUAGUAUUUGGCCUGUUUUCUUAAUUCCCUAUAAUUUUCCUCCGUGGAUGUGUAUGAAGCACACAUCCUUCAUCUUAUCAAUUAUCAUUCCUGGAAAGGAGGUGCCUGGAAAUAAAAUAGAUGUAUAUUUACAACCCCUAGUGAAAGAGCUAAAAGAUCUUUGGAAUGAUGGUGUUGAGACUUUCGAUGCAUCAACUAAUGAAACUUUUAGAAUGCGAGCAGCUCUUCUUUGGACAAUUAGUGACUUUCCGGGCUUAAGUAUUCUCUCUUGGUGGAACACAUAUACUGGGUUGGCUUGUCCUACUUGUAACUUUGAUGCAGAACCUUGUCGUCUUCCGCAUAGUAAAAAAUGGUGUUUUAUGGGUCACCGUCGUUUUUUAAGCAAAAACCAUAGGUUUAGAUUAAACCGUGUUCGUUUUGAUGGAGGUGUGAAGGAAAGAAAUCCACCAUUAAAAUUGUCUGGAUCUGACAUUUUGAGGCAAAUGGAAAAUCCUAAUAUUACAUGUAGGAGGGGAAAAAGAAAUAGACAAGUAGUUAAGCAAUGGAAGAAGAAAAGCAUAUUCUUUGAACUUCCGUAUUGGGAGUUAAAUUUACUGCGUCACAAUUUGGAUUUUAUGCAUAUUGAAAAAAAUGUAUGUGACAAUGUCUUGUAUACUCUACUUAAUGACAAGUCUAAAUCAAAAGAUCAUCUCAAUGCUCGAAAAGAUUUGAAAGAAAUGGGAUUAAGGCGUGAUCUAUGGCCUGAUGAUAGAGGGAUUUACCACCUUGCUUUGCUUUCACUAACACGCAACACCAAAAAGCUGUUUCUUAAAACUUUGAAGAAUUUAAGGGUACCAGACGGUUACUAA